CUGAAGGUUACAAAAAAAAGUGAACAACAGUAUUUGUAUCAGUUGUAUUUUAUACUCCGUGGUUAGACUAUAGUAUCCGACACUAGCAGAUUUUUGAUGAGGUUUGUUUUCAUGUAGGAUUGAUUUCCUGAAUCAAUACUUCAUAACACGGAAAGUUGAAACUUUAAAACUGUUUUUAUUACAGCAUUCAAAUAUUGUAACGACUAUCAAAUAUCAUUAUAAAGACAGUAUGUAUUAAAAGGAUAUUUAAAUUUAGUCAAAUUGGAGUUAAUCAGAGAAGAAAACAUUUGACGAUCAGUUCAAUCUUUAGAAUAAAAGUAAAGAUUUGAUUUUAUGAUAAUAAAAGAUAUUAAAGUGACAUUUUAUUUGUUGCGAUGUCGUGUCACCGAAUUCCAAACAUAACCAGAUAGGAUAACAAGAAGGUCGCGUUAGUUUAAAUUCGUCUAACUAAUACUUUCGAUAUGGGAUACGGAGUUCAUAGAUUUGUCAGUGCUAUAGAUCCUAAUCUACUCUGUGGAAUCUGUAGUGCCGUGUUAGAAGAUGCUGUUCUAACCCCGUGUGGACAUACUUUUUGUGCAAAAUGUUUGGAAACAUGGCUUAACAAACCGGGUACAAAUACUUGCCCAGAAUGUAGGAGUUUAAUGAAUAAGUGUGAUUCCAAACCUGUGUUGUCACUUCGUAACCUCAUCAAUGGGUUUGAUGUUGUAUGUGACCAUAGUGAUCGGGGAUGUAAGGUACUUGUUAAGUUAGAUAGGUUAAACUCUCACUUGGAGUCUUGUAGUUAUUUUCCUGUGGAAUGUGCAGGAUGUAAUCUGACGGUGAACCGAUGUGACCUAGCUGACCACCAGUUAGGAUGUGAAGGGAUAGCAGCGGUGGUACAGGAACCAGAAGAAUCAAGAGGCGUACGUAGACUACGAUAUCUAAAAGCAGGUGCUUCAAUUACCUCUAAUGAAGUAUCAGAUCUCCUUUAUAGAAUAAGCUCAUUGGAAUUUCAAAUUAAAAAUCUGAAACGGGAUUUACAAAUCUCUGAAUCUAAAAACAGACUGAUGGAAAGAGAGUGUCGUAAAAUGAAGGAUGAACUUCAGAUCACUAAGAAUGAACUGAUUGACAUGCAGUUUGCAGAAUUCGAUCCAAACUAUGAUUACGGGUACACACCACAGAGUAUUGCUAAACUUUCCUUACUGAUCUCAAGAUUCUUAUUAAAGAAACCAGGGUACAUCAACGAAGAUAAGAUUUUCGAUGCUGUUAAACGAUGCUAUGACCAGUAUUCGCGUUGUGGCAGUGAGUAUGAACAUGAUGUUCAUAUGUUGCUUGCUACCUCCUUUGCCAGUGAUUGGUUUAGUGAUGCGCAAAGGAUACAUUAUCAUUGUUGGCUGCAAAGUAUAUGUAGACAGAGACAAUUCGCGGGGAAAACUUUGAAGGAUUCUAUAGAAAACCGACGUUCUUAUAUGUACCGGGAACAUAAGUGAUACCACAAUAUGAUAUGUACCUCAACAAACAUUUCACAAAUAAUACCUGUUGCUGCUUAUAUUUUAUGUUAAAUGUUCG
Mytilus trossulus (common blue mussel) is the source of this 1548-nucleotide messenger RNA. Its product is annotated as E3 ubiquitin-protein ligase NRDP1-like. Gene Ontology annotation, molecular function: ubiquitin-protein transferase activity; metal ion binding. The transcript has a single exon. Gene Ontology annotation, biological process: protein ubiquitination. NCBI's taxonomy places the organism in Eukaryota, Metazoa, Mollusca, Bivalvia, Mytilida, Mytilidae. The record is from RefSeq and is a predicted model, not a curated record. The coding region runs from base 462 to 1469 and encodes 335 amino acids.